ACUGCGCCACUGAGCUCUACAAAGGCUCGGCGACAUUACUGCACAUCAGGAUUUAAGUUAAUCUGUCUCGAGCGUUGUGUGUGAGACUUUCCACACUCUCUGGGUCUUGAUUAAAGACUGUAAUCUGUCAACAGCUGGCCCGUCAUGCAGAAACAGGGCAUCUAAAGUUAAAAGUCUACCUUUCACGUUGAAGCUCAGGAAGCGCUAUAACAGCUGCUCGGUGCUGUGGACAGCGCGCACAUGAAGCAUCAGGGACAGAUAACCUGAGGGAGCCCAGCCACCCAUCUGAGAUUCGGCUUCUCCACGAGAGCGCACCAAUGACCCCGCUCUCUGGAAAAAUAGCGGUCAAUGAUCGAAGUCUGACGCGGAGCUUUAUUUUUACGCAUUUCUAGUUACAUUCGAGCCUGGCGUGUAAUUCCUCCGCCUGCGCAGUUCAACAGCAAGAUCACAGACGGGCAGACGUAAAACAGACCCGAGAUUGAUUGUGAUGAACGAGAAGCAACAAAAUUGCCCUGUAUCGAGGGUUUAUGUGGGAAGACGUGGCGCGCAUCUGGGAAGUAACCUUAGCAACCGGAGAAUCCUGAACCCUGCAUCGUUGCUUUACGUAGAAGCAUUAUUUCAUCGCUGACGUCCCAUUUUCAGAACCUUGGACAACGACGAGCACGUUCCACAGUGCGACACGCUGAGGAAAAAGAGGAUACUCGACGAAUAUUUAUAUAUUUACCUAUUCUUCUUCUUCUAUAUCUACAUUUAUCACAGCGAGGAAGACGGAUUGAUUAAUUCUGUAUCUAAAGACCCCGUAAUAAUCAAGGCAACAUGGGAACUGUACUCUCAGUCUCCCCGAGCUACCGAAAGGCAGGCCUGUUUGAUGAAAUACCACCCCCUCUGGCACAUUAUACAGCUGUGCAGAACAGUAAAAACGCCAAGGACAAGAGCUUGAAGCGUCAGUCGCUCAUCAAUGUCCUGCCAUGGAAGCGCAUCGUGGCAGCUUCGGCCAAGAGAAAAGGUUCUAAGAAGCUGGCCUCUGGGGACAGUCAAGAUGAAGAGAGCGUGGGCACCCUCAACAGCCAAAACCUGAAGAAGUCCCAGUCUUGUGCCAACCUCUCCGGCUUCACCCAGGAGCCGGCCGUGAGCUCCAUUCCCACCUCCAAAACCACCGCCAAUGUGGCCUCCACUGCGAAGAGGACCUCCAUCACUGGAUCGGUGGGCCAGGCGACCAACGCGGGCACACCCAAACGAGUGAUCGUGCAGGCCUCCACCAGCGAGCUCUUAAGGAGCCUGGGCGAGUUCUUGUGUCGCCGCUGCUACCGUCUGAAGCGCCUCUCACCCGCCGACCCCGUCCUGUGGCUGCGUAGCGUGGACCGUUCCCUUCUGCUGCAGGGCUGGCAGGACCAGGGCUUCAUCACCCCCGCGAACGUGGUCUUCCUCUACAUGCUCUGCCGUGAGGUCAUUUCGGCCGAGGUGUCCAGUGAGCGCGAGCUACAGGCCGAGCUGCUCACUUGCCUCUACCUGUCCUACUCCUACAUGGGAAACGAGAUUUCAUACCCGCUCAAGCCCUUCCUGGUGGAGACGGAUAAGGAUGCCUUCUGGAAUCGCAGUCUGGCGAUCAUCAACCGCAUGAGUAGCAAAAUGCUCCAGCUUAACUCUGACCCGCACUACUUCACGCAGGUUUUCGCUGACCUGAAAAACGAAAGUCAAAAGGAGGAGGAGAGCCGGCUGCUUAUAGGCCUGGAUCGAUAAGUAAGGCGUUGGUGCAUAAACAGAAAAAGAAUGUGCAUAAAAAGUUUGUGCACACACACAAAAAAACAUUGUUUUCUUUGUUUUGUUUUUUUUACAAAAAACACUUUAGUGUCAUUAGUAUUAAAAAGCUUCAGAGCAUAGUUUUGAAGCUUAUUUGUAGCAAUGAAUGCGACUAGAAGGAAUAGUUCACCUAUAAAUAAGAAUGUGUACUUUUUACUCAUCCUCAGGCCACCCAAGAUGAGUUGAGUUUGUCUCACUCGCUCACUAAUAGAUCAUCUGCAGUGAAUGGGUGCUGUCGUAAUUUUUUAUUUAAUUUAUUUUUAUUUGUCCAGGAAAAGACAAUUAAUUACUGAGAUUAAAAGAAAUCUCUUCUUCCAGGAAGUCCUGGCCAAUAUGGCAGCGCAAAAUAAAAUUCACAUAAACGUAAAAGUAACAUACCAAAAAACAAAGAAUAAUACACAAAUAAAGCAAAACGAUAAUCAUAACUAAACAUUUUAAUUAAAACAGAUUUUUUUUUAAAUAAUAUUCAAAGAAAGAAUUGCUUCUAGUGGAGUAUUGAUCUGAAAAUCAUUCCACAACCAAGGAUCAAAGUAAGAAAAGCAGAUUUUCCAUGUUCACCCCAGGUACUUCUAAUUAAAUCCCAAUUGAAGAUCUGGUUGAGUAGUUAUUUCUACACAAACUUAAAAGCUUACUAAUAUACUUUAGAGGCAUACCCCGCAAUGAGAGCCCAAACAGCUGAUGAAGACAUCCACAAGACUCUAUCAAUUAUAAGGUCUAUCAAUGAAUGUCUUUUGAAGUAAAAAGCUGUCUGUUUGUAUUAAAAAGGAGUUUAAUCUAAUAUAUGAGUCUUCUAUUCAUGUUAUUGCUUUCACCAGAGAAGUGCGGACCAAUAAAGCGCCGUUUGCAAACAAAAACUGUUCAAAACCAACGGCACCCGUUCACUGCAGAAGAUUUAUUAGUGAUGCUAAAUUUCUCCAAAUCUGUUUUGAUGCACAAACAAAUUCAUCUACAUCUUGGAUGGUGUGAUAGUGAGUAAAUGUUCAAGAAAUUCUUAUUUUUUAGUGAACUAUUCCUUUAAGGUCUGACCAAGACGCAGGACGACACCUUGCCAGCCAACAAGGUGUUCAUUGACGGGUCGCGUGGCGUUCCUGAGGUCAACGAAUCAACUGCAGGAUAAACCGACCGUGCAGCAUGUCGACCUUUCCAAGUGAUUCCAUCCACACACAAACACGAGCAGCAGUCUUUAUGACUCCCAAUAAAAAAUGCUUCUUGACUCUUGACUGAAUUGAAAAGCAAUCCUUACAGCUUGCCGUGCUCACAACAGACUGAGUAGUUUGAAAACGAGAGCCGAGUUAGCGACACUUUCAAAAUUGUACAAACCAAAGACUCUAGUUUGACCUUCUGCGAUUUCUACAUUCACAUAAAUCCUACACAUUGAGGAAGUGAUAUAUAUAUGAGGACCGUGAACUGCUGCUCUUGCAUGGCAUCACGUUUUCAACUUGUUACGUUUGUUUAGCAUAUCUUAGUGGCCUUUAAAGAAGGUCUGGGUCUUAAACUGCUGCAGGUUCGAGGCCAUUUGUUGAGGUGGUCUGUCCAAACAUACAUCAGUUGUUGUUGUUAAUGACAUUCUAUAUUAAGGAAAUUUAUUGUUCUUUACGAGCUAAAAUGAUUCACAAUUUGUGAUGAAGAAACGACCGCACCGCUUCCAACUUUCAUUCUGAGAAGGAGACUUGUUUUCCAAGUUGCGCUACCUAUCGUCAUUAUUGAAAAGAACUGAAAUGUCUAAUAGGGAACAAACAAACGGAGAGGUAGAUAUUUUAUGUAUUUUCAACAGCAAGUACUGUAUGUUCUUAUACGGGUGUUAAUGCAUGCUUCUUUGACCGACCACACACUUUUUAAAAGAUCUUUGUUUAUGAUUUGAUGGUCACAAUUUUUGUAUGAUGUUCUUUUGGACGGUGUUCCAAAACUAAUGUGCCAUAAAGACAUAAAAGUUAUAAAAGUCAGCUAGAAGUACACUAAGUUUUUGUAGCCUUCUCAUUAGGAAAGGGAUAUUUUUGAAGGGGCAGAGGAGAAGGGGCAUUAUAGAAAGACUUGAGUAGGAGACAUACAAUGUCACAAAUAUUUUGUUAAAAAAGAAAGGGAAAAAUGCUUGUAUUGUUGAAAAUCGCAAUCGUUUUCCAUCCAUUAUAAUGUCCAGAAUACUAUUUUCAUAAUUAUGCUUGCAUACGAAACCCUACAGUUAUUUUAAAUACACAAAAGCCCUAUAUCAGAUACAAGAAACUCUGAAAAACAUAAUAGUGCAAGAGUCACAUGCUAAAAAAGUAACCGUUACUAUUUAGCUUAGAAAAGGCCUGUUAAAAGAAAGCACUUACAAAAAUGAUACAUAUUAAUUUUGCCCAAAAACACUCCUUUUUAGUCUUCUUUUUUUCCAGCAAUGUGUGCGCUCUCACGUAUCUGAGAGAGAGUAUUAACAAAUUUGAGAACACAGUUGGUUUGAUUUCACUUCCGUAAUUGGACACACGCUACAAACCAGUGUUAAUAGUAGAUUGGUUGCUGAUGAGAUGUUUUAAAGUGAUGUAAUCAGUAAUCAUCCUGAGAACAAGGUGCAGUCGUUCCUGUGAAUGAGAGAUUUUCAUCAGCAUUUUCUCGAUGCGUUGUUCACUCAUUGUUCAAGCUUAUAUGACUUGAGGACAAGCGCACCAUUUUGUUAAAGGUGAUGAAGGAGGUACUUUAAAGCAGUUCACGGGUAUAAUAUUAACAUUUGCAAAGGGGUUCAAUAGAUAUUUGACUCUUAACAGGCCUUUGUGGAAGUGCAGCAGCUUUUCAAUAUGCAAACGAUAAGAUACUGAUGAAAUGCUAAGAAGAAUUACCUGUAGCACACAAAAGUGAUCAAAUCAACUCAGAUGGCAGGUCAUCUGUGGCCUGAUUGCACUACAUUUAGCAAUAUGCAUAUUUGAAGAUUUAAAGAUCAAUGACUAACAAAAGCUAACAGAACAUAGUCUUUAAACCCAUUUUUGUCUUUUGUAAGUUUUUUUUCAGUUGAUGUAUGAGAUCAUUUAAACACAAAGGUAUUUUCUGAUCAUUUGGUGAUAUCGUAUCUACAUUUACCCCCCCAUAUUUUGUGUCUGGCCUCAUUCUGAUGAGACUUUCUGAUGGUGCUAUUGAUGCAGAUAUCACGUUUUACCCAUAACAAGACCUUUCUCAUUGGUUAGCUGAAUGUAGUUAAGUUUUGUACGAAGGGCAAAAAGACAUUGACGCUACAACAACAAUGGCUGCAUUGGUAGAACGGGAAACAGGACGCUAUGAUAACGGACCAUAACAGAUCGGCUUGGAGAAAGGCCAUUAUUACAGCAACUCUGUUCUUGUCAUAGAUAACGAAAGAGGCAAAAUUGUGUUAUUAUGUUUUAUACAAUUUUUGUGGUUGACGUAACAUUCUUCAACAGAGAAAAAAACUGUAUAGCAACAAGAGACUGAUAUAUGAUUUUCUCUUUUCUUUAUGUUUCACGUUGUGUGAACUUCGUUGAUCAAAAUGAAACAACAAUGAGAUGUAACUAAUAUAUUUAAAGAAGCAAUCUGUUACAGUAUAUGCGUGUGUAUGAAUGUGAGUUUGUGCAAUGACUUUGGUCAACUCUUCUAUCUACUUUAUAUAAAAAUGUGCAUUUGCAAGCAAAAACAUC
This is a messenger RNA of Puntigrus tetrazona (Sumatra barb), 5417 nucleotides long. RefSeq names its product cyclin-dependent kinase 5, regulatory subunit 1a (p35) (gene cdk5r1a). The record is from RefSeq and is a predicted model, not a curated record. The transcript has 2 exons. Bases 817 to 1740 code for a protein of 307 amino acids. NCBI's taxonomy places the organism in Eukaryota, Metazoa, Chordata, Actinopteri, Cypriniformes, Cyprinidae. Gene Ontology annotation, cellular component: protein kinase 5 complex; cytoplasm. Gene Ontology annotation, biological process: positive regulation of cyclin-dependent protein serine/threonine kinase activity; brain development; activation of protein kinase activity. Gene Ontology annotation, molecular function: cyclin-dependent protein serine/threonine kinase activator activity; protein kinase binding.